AUGGCCAAAGUCGCGAACGAUUUCGAGAAGAUCAUUAAGGAGGGGCGCGAGCGCAAACAGAACGAGGCUCUGGCCGCAAAGAUCUUCAGCAAGGACCGCCGCGCCAGCGCACCCCUCAAGGCCUCGGGCACAGGCCCGUCGCUCGCAAGCCGCGUGGGUGUGAAGAAGCGAUCCUCACUCGGACCCCGAGCCCAGACUACCGCCCCGGCCGGCAACAUCAACGGCGAGUGGACGCACGACCUGCACAACGCGACGCUGCCCAGGCCCAAGGCGGCCAACACGAAGCCCAACUCGCUCGCCAGCCGCCUCCACGCGCCCGGCACGAAGCCGCCCGCCCAGCAGCAGCAGGCCCGGCAACAGCGGCGCGCCGCGCAGACGGCCCAGGCUCUGAUAAAGGCGGAGCUGGACCCGGUGUUUGCAGCGCAGCAGGUGAACGUGGUCAAGGGCGGGGCCGGCAACGCCGCCAACAGCGGUAGCAGCAAGAGCGUGUGGAAGGGCCAGGGCAUGACGAUCCGGGGGCUGGCGGGCCCGUUCGUGGUGAUGGCGCAGAACUUCGCGCCGGGCACCACCGCCGCGGACAUUGAGAGCGCCAUGACGCCCGUGGGCGGGCUGGUCAGCAGCUGCAGGCUGCUUAAGACGCAGCCCAUCGUCAUUGCCGAGAUUGUGUUUGAGAGCAAGGAGGGCGCGGAGAACGUCAUCGAGACGUUCAACAACCAGACGGUGAGUGAGAGACGCGAUCUGUCUUGCUCGGCGAUGAGAGAGCAGGCGAUGCAGAGAGGACGGCGCGCGCUGACAUGA
Phaeoacremonium minimum UCRPA7 is the source of this 798-nucleotide messenger RNA. RefSeq names its product putative pentatricopeptide repeat protein. The transcript has 3 exons. The record is from RefSeq and is a predicted model, not a curated record. Gene Ontology annotation, molecular function: nucleic acid binding. The coding region runs from base 1 to 798 and encodes 265 amino acids. NCBI's taxonomy places the organism in Eukaryota, Fungi, Ascomycota, Sordariomycetes, Togniniales, Togniniaceae.